CUCCCCUUAGUACCUCCUUCUCCCUGCAUUGGAGUAUAAAGGCAGGCUUUUCCCUAGUGCUCACUACUUUCUGCCACAAUGAGGACACUCCUGUUCCUGGCCCUUGUGGGAGCUACUGUUGCUUUCCCUGUGGAUGAUGAUGACAAGAUCGUUGGAGGAUACACCUGCCAACAGAAUUCUGUCCCCUACCAGGUGUCACUGAACUCUGGCUACCACUUCUGUGGAGGUUCCCUCAUCAAUAACCAGUGGGUGGUGUCUGCAGCUCACUGCUAUAAGUCCCGCAUCCAAGUGAGACUGGGAGAACACAACAUCAAUGUCCUGGAGGGCAAUGAGCAGUUUGUCAACGCUACCAAGAUCAUCAAGCACCCGGACUUCGUUAGGAAGACCCUGAACAAUGACAUCAUGCUGAUCAAGCUCUCUUCUCCUGUGACCCUCAAUGCCAGAGUGGCCACUGUGGCUCUGCCCAGCUCCUGUGCACCUGCAGGCACUCAGUGCCUCAUCUCUGGCUGGGGCAACACCCUCAGCUUCGGUGUCAAUAAGCCAGACCUGCUCCAGUGCCUGGAUGCCCCACUGCUGCCUCAGGCUGACUGUGAAGCCUCCUACCCUGGAAGGAUCACUGAUAACAUGGUCUGUGCUGGCUUCCUAGAGGGAGGCAAGGACGCCUGCCAGGGUGACUCUGGUGGCCCUGUGGUCUGCAAUGGAGAGCUCCAGGGCAUUGUCUCCUGGGGCUAUGGCUGUGCCCUGGCAGACAAUCCCGGUGUGUACACCAAGGUCUGCAACUAUGUGGACUGGAUUCAGGACACAAUUGCUGCCAACUAAAGAUCACCUAUCCCUCUAGAGUCUCCUUGUAAAUAAAGUAUAAUUUUCAUUACUGUC
This is a messenger RNA of Apodemus sylvaticus (European woodmouse), 876 nucleotides long. Its product is annotated as anionic trypsin-2. The record is from RefSeq and is a predicted model, not a curated record. NCBI's taxonomy places the organism in Eukaryota, Metazoa, Chordata, Mammalia, Rodentia, Muridae. Gene Ontology annotation, molecular function: serine-type endopeptidase activity. Bases 79 to 819 code for a protein of 246 amino acids. Gene Ontology annotation, biological process: proteolysis. The transcript has 5 exons.